Molecule: messenger RNA, 1497 nt
Organism: Carassius carassius (crucian carp)
Lineage: Eukaryota; Metazoa; Chordata; Actinopteri; Cypriniformes; Cyprinidae
Product: protein PRRC1-like
Exons: 9
Coding region: 166-1356 (396 amino acids)
Biological process (GO): activation of protein kinase A activity
Cellular component (GO): cytoplasm
Molecular function (GO): protein kinase A regulatory subunit binding
Source: RefSeq, a predicted model, not a curated record
UCUGAAGGAGUGACAUCACCGCUUCGCGCUAGACGUGGCACUGCGUGACGUCAUCAGCGCGCGUCCGUGUGUUCCUUUUUUCAACCUAUGGUUUCAACGGUCAGCUCAGUUUGAUCGCAGCAGCACAGUGUUGAUGUUCUUCAUCACCGGCAGGACAGAGUGAAGAUGAUGGAAGAGAGCAGCUCCUCCACAGCGGCUGCCAGCGGUGUGUCUGGUCCUCAGACUCUCCCCAGCUCUCCUGGCGUCUCUUUUGCCCCGGGGGGGUUCUCCAGCCCUGUUCCUCCAGUGUCUUUGACCUCCACGCUGCCGCCCCUCCAGACACCUGCUCCUCCUCUGUCUCUCAGCUCCAUGUCGUCUCCUGUGGGUCUGAGCGGCCCGUACGGUGGCCCCGUCCUCUCUGCCCCCCCGAUGGGCCCGCCCACCACUGGCUUCUCUGUGAGCGCAGGAUAUGACAUCACCCGAGGCCACGCUGGCCGCACCCCUCAGACGCCGCUCAUGCCCAGUUUCUCCAGCGCCUCACCCAUGCCAGGAAUCGUCACCAAUCCCAUGAUGCAGCAGCCGAUGUCUGGAGGGUUAGACGUCAGCUCACCCAUCACAUUUCCUGAGGACUGUGACGACCACAGAGGGACUCCAGACGCCAGCUCCCCCGGUGGAUUAUGGGGCUUCUUCAAGGGUGUAGCCGGGAACCCCAUGGUCAGGACCGUCCUGGAUAGAACCAAACACUCUGUGGAGUCCAUGAUCACCACACUGGACCCUGGGAUGGCCCCGUACAUCAAGUCUGGAGGAGAUGUGGACAUCGUGGUGACGUCAGAUAAGGAGGUGAAGGUGUCAGCAGUGCGGGACGCGUUUCAGGAGGUGUUUGGUUUGGCCAUGGUGACAGGAGAGGCCGGUCAGUCCAACAUCGCCCCGCAGCCGCUGGGAUACGCUGCAGGGGUCAAGGGAGCUCAGGAGCGCAUCGACAGUCUGCGUCGCUCUGCAGUCAUUCAUGAGAAGCAGCCCGUGGUCUCGGUGGAGAACUUCAUCGCAGAGCUCUUCCCAGACACGUGGUUUGACAUGGGCUGCCUGAUCUUGGAUGAUCCAGGAAACGGGAUUCACAUUGAGAUGUUCACUCAGGCUACACCUGUGGCCCUGGAGCAUGUGCAGCAGGCGCAGGCGCUGACUCCUCCAGACUAUAACCUGCGCUGGUCCGGUCUGCUGGUGACGGUCGGGGAGGUUCUGGAGAGGAGCGUGCCCAAUGUCAGCCGCACAGACUGGCACCAGGCCUUCACCGGCAUGUCCCGCCGGCAGAUGAUCUACUCCGCCGCCAAGGCUCUGGCUGGCAUGUACAAGCAACGCCUGCCCUCCAGGACAAUGUGAGCUCUUACACCGUCACAUCACACGGACCACAGCUUCCCAGAAUCACACGGGAAUCCACAUUUCAUCCGCAGAUGUCCUGUGUUUUUCAGUCAUGUCCCAUAACAAGACUGAGCCCACUCUAAAUGCCAAAAGAACCAGAAA